AUGAAGAAAAUAUCACUCUCACUGGCAUUCGUUGGAACAGUUUUAAUCUCCUAGGCUCACGCCGAUAUCCUUUAAGGACGUGACCCUCUUCAAGAAAAUCUUAGGAGACAUAAUCUUAAAGAUGCUAGAUCAGGCCUCCAUUCUCAAUUACUAAAACCUGAAGACACAUUACAUCAAGAUCAUUGCGAGGAUUUGAAUUCAUUCAAUUCAUGGGACCACUAAGGAGUUGAAGGCCAACAUAGAGAAGAUUGCGACUGCAGAAUCGAUGAUUGGGGUUGUGAAUCACACAGCUCUCACAAACCUGGGCAAAGACAUAUCGAGGAGCACAGAGCCUCCGUCUCAGCCACAAUCAUUCCAGUCCAGACUCUUACAACUAAUGUAACUCAGAACAUAACUGCUGAUGUCUGCAGCACCUCAAUCGGAAAGAGAUCUAGAUACGACUAAAAAGAAUUCUAGGUCGAAGGAAGACUUAAGGAAAGCUCUUAUGAUGUCUAACAAGAAUGCAACACAGAAGGUACAUGCUUUAACUAAACUGGUUAUGCUAGAGAUAACUACUGGGAUAUUGAUCAUGAUCACGAUGUUGAGUGCGAUUGUCACGGCAUCAGUGGAAGAGACUUCCUUGGAUUUGAUAAUUCUUGCGGUUGCAACGUUAAAGAUAUUGUUGAGGAUCCAGACAAAGAUAUCGAAAAGAGAGUAACCAAGACUGUGGAGAAGACUAUUUCUCAAAUGUUGAGCGAGAUCAUUAACAGAUGCAUCUCUGAAAGCAUCGAAGAUAUCAUCAGAUGGGAUUGA
Molecule: messenger RNA, 792 nt
Organism: Stylonychia lemnae
Lineage: Eukaryota; Ciliophora; Spirotrichea; Sporadotrichida; Oxytrichidae
Source: the annotation of a GenBank genome assembly